Nelumbo nucifera (sacred lotus) is the source of this 2253-nucleotide messenger RNA. Its product is annotated as SET domain-containing protein. Gene Ontology annotation, biological process: peptidyl-lysine monomethylation. NCBI's taxonomy places the organism in Eukaryota, Viridiplantae, Streptophyta, Magnoliopsida, Proteales, Nelumbonaceae. Gene Ontology annotation, molecular function: protein-lysine N-methyltransferase activity. The record is from RefSeq and is a predicted model, not a curated record.
ACAAUCGUCCCAGUUCUUUCGAGGCCCACAUUUGGCGCAUGAAACGUAUAAUUAGGAAAUGGCCUGACCUGUGGGCGUUGGCUGCUGUCUGCUAGACCUAGCGUUUGCCAACAAUCAUCUCUGCUCGAAGCUAUUAAGCUUCACACUGAUGGAAGACCAAGAAGAAGCCAAACUCGAACGUUUCCUUCAAUGGUUACAGGUGAACAGAGUCGAAUUACGUGGUUGCAAGAUCAAGUACUGCGGUCCUAACAAGGGGUUCGGUAUUUUUUCUUCUAAGAACAACAACGGAGACUCUCCAGGGAUUCCGCUGGUUGUUCCGCUAGAUUUAGCAAUAACUCCGAUGAGAGUACUGCAAGAUCCUUUGCUGGGACUGAAAUGUAGAGCCAUGUUCGAAGAAGGAGAAGUAGAUGAUCGGUUCUUGAUGAUCUUAUUCCUCACUGUAGAGCGUCUCCGUAAGAACUCGUCGUGGAAGCCGUAUCUUGACAUUCUUCCGACCACCUUUGGCAAUCCACUUUGGUUCACUGAUGAUGAGCUUCUGGAGCUGAAGGGAACAACAUUGUAUCGAGCAACUGAAUUACAGAAGAGAAGAUUGCGGUCUCUAUAUGAUGAUAAAGUCAAGGAUUUUGUGAAGGAACUUCUGCUUCUUGACGGGGAAUCUGAAGGUGAGGCGCAAUUUGAAGACUUCCUAUGGGCAAACUCCAUAUUUUGGACUCGUGCUUUGAAUAUUCCUUUUCCACAUUCAUAUGUAUUUCCUGAAGUGCAAGAAGGGCAAGAAAAUUGCUUUUUAUGUCUUAACAAAGAUUCUGGUCCUCCCACUAAUCAAUCUUGUGGUGGGGUGUCCAUUCAUGAUAAAUCUGUACAAAGCUGCCAUUCUUGUGAGGUUGAAAGAAAAACAGAUGAAGCAUCAUCCACUUCGGUGCAGGAACAGAUUAUAUGGGUUGAGGGUCUUGUCCCAGGCAUUGACUUCUGCAACCAUGAUUUAAAGGCUGCAGCAACAUGGGAAGUUGAUGGGACAGGAUUGACAACUGGUGUUCCUUUAUCUAUGUACCUCCUAUCUGCUGAUCAGAGUACCUCCCAGAUCGAGAAAGAGAUAUGCAUUAGUUAUGGUAACAAAGGAAAUGAGGAAUUACUGUACCUCUAUGGAUUUGUCAUUAAUGAGAAUCCAGAUGACUAUCUUAUGGUCCAUUAUCCAGUGGAGGCUUUUCAGAGUGUUCCUUUUGCUGAUAACAAAGCUCAGCUUCUUGAAACACAGAAGGCUGAAAUGAGGUGCCUUUUACCAAGAAGUUUGCUAGAUCAUGGAUUUUUCUCUUCACAUUCCCAGAAAGAUGAAGACAACAAUAAACGUAGAAGUGGCUUGGUUUGUAAUUACAGUUGGAGUGGCCUACGAAAGAUGCCCUCUUACUUGGAUAAGCUGGUCUUUCCUGAGGAAUUUUUAAUCACCUUGCGGACCAUUGCCAUGAGAGAGGAUGAGCUUCUUCAGGUUUCAUCAUUGCUAGAAGAGCUUGUUGGAUCUGGAGAGGAGAGGCAACCAUCUAAUACAGAAGUUCAAGCAGCCGUAUGGGAGUCUUGUGGGGAUUCUGGAGCUUUGCAAUUGCUUAUUGAUCUCCUUAAUAUGAAGAUGCUGGAACUUGAAGAAGGUUCUGGAACAGAAGAAAGUGACUCUGAACUAGUUGAAAAGGCCCACAUCAUGGAAAUGCCUGAAAAGUACAUCAGAGAAAAUCAGUCAGCCUUCAUUUAUUUGCAUACAUGCAAGGAAACAAACGUUGACAUUGGAAACCUACUGUUCUGUUAUUUGUCCUGAUACUAGAGGUGAUCGGUUGCUUUAGUUCAAGCUUAUAGGUUUGCAAAUGUUCAAUCCAACCCUUUGAUUAGUGAACCGAAAAACUGCUAGAACCAAUCUGGAAAAUCUGAAGAUUUAGUUGGUUGCUUCAACAAUUAACUAUCCCGGGUCCAUCCUGAUUGGUUGAAGGAUGAUAAUGCUGAUAAAAAGAUAACCGGUUUAUCAUUUGGGUUGAGACAUGCCAAGGUAACCUUGGAAAAUCGGAUAGUGUUUCAGGUGGGUUUGUGGAUUGGGUCAAACCUUGCCUCAAUGAGCAGCAACUCUGCAACUACGUUUUGUCAUUUCAGUGAACAUCUGAUAGGUGACAUGCAUUUCUUUUUUUUUCCCCUUCUGUUGAAAGAUAUUGCAUGCAACACCCUACGUGUAUCCAGCGGCUUAUUUGGGUUUUGAAACAGCAAUUGAUCUUUGAAUGU